This is a messenger RNA of Ustilaginoidea virens, 888 nucleotides long. RefSeq lists its product as uncharacterized. The transcript is spliced from 2 exons. The record is from RefSeq and is a predicted model, not a curated record. Bases 1 to 888 code for a protein of 295 amino acids. NCBI's taxonomy places the organism in Eukaryota, Fungi, Ascomycota, Sordariomycetes, Hypocreales, Clavicipitaceae.
AUGCGUUUUCCCCCGUCUUUGCUGCAACUGGCCUUUUGCUUCUCCUCGUUUGGCCCCGUAACUACGGCAUCGGGGUGGCCUCGGUGGCUCCCCGACCUCGACUCUCUCGUGGUACGGGCUGACAGUCCCGAUGCUUCGAGCGCUACACCAAUCUCCUCCAACUCGCCUGCCUCGUCUCCUGCCUCCGCCUCGGGUUCGGCAACUGGGUCGAUAAGUCCAGGUGCUAAGACGACUGAUUUAAAUACCGCCAAAGCCACCCCGUCUGGCAGUCAAAGCGGCAGUCAAGGCAGCAGUCAAGGCAGCAGCAAAGGCAGCAACCCCGUGCCUGUCUCCGUGGUUGGCAAUCACACCCAGUUCCCUGCCCAAUACCCUCCCGGCGGUAUCAGUAUGCAGACGCCAAACAUAUUUCUACAGCCUUCUGGCUUGUACAAGAUUAGCGACUACGUGACUUGGUCAUGGAACUACACCUCCUUACUCGCCACUCCGACUGCCAUCGAUGUCAUUGUUAGCUGUUCGACUGGGAGCGAUACCUUUACUUUGACCUCCAGCAUGCCCUUCGCUACCGACGUUAAUUACGUCUGGGAUACCAAGCAGCAGGCCAACAACGGCAGCAGUCGCCUUUUCAACGCCAUGUACACCCUGAUUAUCAAAGACUCGGCUGCCGCUAUUACCCAGGCGCCGGAAGCCGGCUACCUUGGCGCAUGUCCUGGUUAUACCUUUGGCAUGUACGCUGCCCAGUCUUACGUGCCCUACGCCCAAUGGGUUUGCGUGGGAUGCAGUGCCGCGUCCUCUUUCUUUGGCUACCAAGCCCUAGGACUCGCAGUCACGAUGAGUGUCAUCACUGUCAUGAGUUUUACCUGGUUUGUUUCUGGCCUGGGGUUAUAUUAG